Messenger RNA from Echinostoma caproni, 300 nucleotides. Lineage: Eukaryota; Metazoa; Platyhelminthes; Trematoda; Plagiorchiida; Echinostomatidae. The record is from the annotation of a GenBank genome assembly.
AUGGAGCGGCUGCAAGACGGGUUGCGGAGUGAGGCUGCUCGACAGGACUUGGCUAGACAUCCAGCGGCAAGUCUCCUUUGGAAGCAGUCAAUCGAGCACGGACGUUCGACACCCCGCGGUCAACAGAAAUUCGCAAUGCUACCCGCUACGUCCAGGAGGACACAGCCCGAAGAACACCAGCCCGAUCUUCGCCGGUGCCUUCGAACCAGUGGCGACCUGCCCCGUUUAACCGAGGCCAGUGGGGACCGAGACCUAGACCUAGUUACAUGCCGCGAGCGCCGGAGCCCUAUGGACCGAUGA